Meleagris gallopavo (turkey) is the source of this 3903-nucleotide messenger RNA. The record is from RefSeq and is a predicted model, not a curated record. Lineage: Eukaryota; Metazoa; Chordata; Aves; Galliformes; Phasianidae.
CCCUGUACAGGUACACGGGUCCCCUCUUGGAAGAGGAAGCCCUGAAGAAAGCAGCACAAAGUGGAUUAUCUUCACCGGAGUAUUUUGACCUCUGUGUUUGGUUAGGUUCCCAAAUAAAGUCACUUGGUGACAUGGAAGAAAGCAUCACGUCAGCAGAUGGUGAUAAAGAUAUAGAGAGCUUCCAACUUGAGAUUAGUGGCUUCCUGAGAGAAAUGGCUUGUCCAUAUUCAUCACUUGUAUCUGGAGACAUAAAGGACAGAUUGAAAGAGAAAGAAGAUUGCCUUAAACUCCUCUUAUUUCUAAGUACAGAACUUCAAGCUUUAAAGAUACUGCACAGCAAGAAAAGUAAAAGCUCUCAUUUGGAAAAGCACAACGAAAUCUAUCAGGAAGUACAAGCUAUCUGUGAUGCGCUGGGCUUACCAAACUCCUCCUCAUCCGAUAUUCCUCCUUUGUUAAGCAAUGUGGAACAAAAGAUAAAGGACAUUCUCUCAAAAGUUCAAAAAAACCACGUGGGGAAAUCACUGCUAACAAAACCUCUGAAUUCUGAUCAAGUGGAAAGAUUGGAAAAAAUCAAUGAUGCUCUUCGCAGUGAAUACGAAUGUCGCCGUCGUAUGUUAAUGAAGAGGCUAGAUGUGACAGUGCAGUCUUUUGGCUGGUCUGAUAGAGCAAAGGUAAAAACAGAUGACAUAGCACGAAUCUAUCAGCCCAAGCGCUACGCAUUAUCUCCAAAGUCAACAAUAACGUUAGCUCACCUUCUUGCUGCUCGAGAGGAUUUAUCGAAGAUCAUAAGAACAAGUAGUGGAUCAACACGGGAGAAUACAGUCUGCGCAAUCAACAAGGUUCUGAUGGGGAGAGUACCUGACCGUGGAGGCAGACCAACAGAGAUUGAACCACCUCCUCCUGAAAUGCCUCCGUGGCAAAAAAGACAGGAAGGUGGUGGAAGAGGUGGCUGGGGAGGUGGAGGUGGGGUGGGAGGGGCAGCUGGGGUGGGGGAGGGGGGAGAGGGAGGAGGUGGGGGUGGUUUUGGGGGUGGGGGUGGUUUUGGAGGCGGGGGAGGUUUUGGGGGUGGGGGUUUAGGAGGUGGUGGAAGAGGUGGAGGUGGUUUCCAAGGCGGCAGGGGGGACUAUGGUGGCAGAGGUGGUUAUGGUGGCAGGGGAGGUUAUGGAGAUCCGUAUGGUGGAAGAGGAGGUGGAGGAUACCGGAGAUACUGAAAGAGUAACAGAUGAAAUAUAGUGGUGGUGUUUACUGGUGUCAGGAAUUUAGAUAUGGUACCUUUGGUUUAGAUUAGAUUAAAGUAUGACCAUGUGAAUCAUUGCAUUCGACCAACUGAUGUUGUCAUUGAAUUCUUUUAGUUAACCGAACAGAACUUUUUAUACUAAAAUAUCCUGACUAGAGUCCUCGCUUUUCGUACUGGUUGUGUUUUUUUUUUUUAAAUUAUGUUCAUUUAUUUAAAAUAAGUCUCAGAAAACUGAAUAAAAACCUUUUUAAAGAAACAGAAUAAAGAUGAUGUUCAGGCCUCUCUAAUUAUUGCAUGUUGCACAUAAAUUCUGCUCCAAAAGCUGGAUGCAAAAAAAAAAAAAUUAAGAAGUCAGACCUAAGAACUUGAGGGAGAUGCUUCUGAAAGUCCAGAAUGCUGCCUUUGUGCUUUUUUCUUUAUCCAGUUUUCACAUUGGACAUAUUGAAGAAAUUCAGUUUCAAGUUGUCACUUAAGGCUUUGGUCAAAAUUAUUCAAUGAACUUCACAUAAAAGUAAUAUUCUGAAUUAGUUCUCUACAGAUACUAAUAAAAUUAGAUGGCUUUGUGUGUUCAUAAAUAUAUCGGAGAUUAAUUGAAGGUCAGAGCAUGUACCACAAAACCUGAAUCAUGGUGACUUUUGAUGUUUAUUUUUACUUAACUUGCUUUUCAUAUUAUUGGUGUUUCAUAAAAGCAUUUUCUACUACCGUCAUGUCCAGUAGGAGUUCAUCUAUAUACUCUUUCUGCAUCAGCCUUUAAAAAUAAACGUCAACAAAGCUCAGUUGCCUGAGAAAGGGUGGGCUAUUUCUUUUUUUUUCUCCUGCCUACUCUCUGUAUUUGGCCACUGCCAACUGCCAGCUGACAAGUUAUCUCAUGCACCAGUUGCUCCUCCCAUUGAGGUUUCUGGAAAAAGUUCCAAUAUAGCAUUCAAAGGCUUUGCUUCUUUAUUCUGUCACCCAACUGGUUUGAUAACCUGAAAGAAACUCUGUGUUGAUAUGUAUGGAUACCUUCUCCUUCACAGAUAGUGUUACUCUAGUAGAAGAGCAUCUAGAUGAGGAAGUGGAUUUUGUAUAAUUCUGGCUCUAAGUAGAUUUGUUAAAAGAGAUUAAGUUCAGGGCUGUCAGCUAAAAAUUCUGUAUGUUAUCUAGCUUCUUUAGGUCCCUCCUCUGUUGUGAUGCCAUUUGUGAAUAGAGGUAAAAGAGAGAUGAUGUCCAAGUAUAUAUUCACGAUGGUAUUUAUCAGGUUCAUGUUACUGCAGAGAUUCAGGAAGGCAUCUGAUAAACCUGGGCAUAUCUCUUGACAGAAACCUUGAAGCGCUUUCAAGAAAUAUAUAACUUAGACUUAUCUGCAGUUGAACUUUAAGAUUUGAAUUUGCUUUUAUGUACCACAGUUAUGAGUUUUGUUUUUUUUUUUUCCCCCACAAACUUGCUGCUGAUGUCUGUAUUGGCAUGCUUUAAAGUUGUUACCGUGUCUUCAGGGACACAUGCAUCAUGCCCUCAAUUACAGAGGCAGAUCUAUGCAGGAACGUAGAGCUCUGUUUAAAAUUAAGUGAUUUUCUAGCAUGUUGUUUAAAAACAUGUCAGAUUUUAUUAAUUAGCUACUACCAACACCUUCAUUUGAAAUUUUAGUCUAGAUGAACUUCAAAACUUUCCUUCUUAUUCUGUAUGCUUAUUGACUGAGAAUGCUGCUUUAUGAUGUGAUUGGUACAGCCUUGGCCAUACUUUACAGUUCCAGUAGGCUUCUAAGAAAAGAGAGUGGGAGACUUCAUUGCUUGUAUAUGUUGACUUGAAUGUGAACUCAAUAUAAUGAAGUAUUCUGCUGGCUUAACUUCACCCACCUUCUAGCAGUGUCAUUAUCACUUUCUUUGUACACUCAUUUCUGUUGUCAGCCUCUGCUGCCAUUCUGAGGAAUUUCAAGUGGAAGCACAGUACUCAUUUCCUUCCUUUGGAGACUGGUUUAUUCACAGUGCUAUAGAGGUAGCUCACAAAUGACAUUUUGAGUGAGACCACUGGCCAUGGAGGUGACAAGCAUUGGUCAGCAAGGGAAGAGGGAGAACAGUUUUUAACAAAGCCUUAAUUUAAAAUUCUCUUUGCUAAUCCUAUGCUGUUAUUUUUGCUACAAGUAACAUACAAACAACAAUCAAGAGCUCAGUUUCACCAAGGAUGUAGGCUAGGAAAUUCAAGUGGUGUAUCUAUGCAUAAAGAUUUCAUCAGUUUUAAGAUGUGAAGAUGCACUGGGUUAGUUGACCUGUAGGGCUGGUAGAAUGUAGUAAUUGUGUAUGUGCCGCAGUGCUUUUACACUUGUCAGUUUGUGCUAUUUGUAACAGAAUAGUUCAGAGUAAAGUAGACAAGAUUUGUGCCCCCAUCCAGUUCUAACAGUUAAAUUAUUCUAGUAGUUUUCCAAUUUUUCCAAUUAUUUUUUAUGUAGACAUUGUAAAAGACAAAACUUCAACUAAGUUGAAGUUCUAUGGAAGAUGCUUCGUUUUUUUUUUUAUUUGAGCUAUUUCAUAUUUUCUUGAGUAAUUCCAAAGUGUGAAGCCAGUAGUAGAAAAGCAAAGUAAGCACCACCACGUUUCAUAGAGGUAUCCCUUUCUCGGUCUUCUCUGUUGUCAGAAUAUAUGUCCUUAUUUUAUCAGAAGAUGCAAUAAUACCAUUAAAACAAUUGAUUUAAA